Molecule: messenger RNA, 983 nt
Organism: Rubroshorea leprosula
Lineage: Eukaryota; Viridiplantae; Streptophyta; Magnoliopsida; Malvales; Dipterocarpaceae
Source: the annotation of a GenBank genome assembly
CGCCUUGGUUAAAAAUUAUUUUUAAAAGCUGAAUACAAGCUUGCUUUUUAGCAUGGUAUAAGAAAUGACUGGAUCUUCAUUUAUUCACUCCUCAGAGGAAAACAGAAACAGCAUUCUCAGACACGAGGAGGGAUGAGCGGAGCAGGGAAGGUGGUGUGUGUCACCAGAGCAUCGGGUUUCAUAGCGUCGUGGCUGGUAAAGCUCCUGCUCGAAUGUGGGUAUACCGUUAAAGCCACCGUUUGUGACCCAAAUGAUCCGAAGAAAACAGGACACUUAUUUGCACUUGAGGGAGGGAAGGAAAGACUUCAUCUACUCAAAGCAGAGUUAUUGGAUGAAGGAAGUUUUGAUUAUGUAGUGGAUGGGUGUGAAGCAGUUUUUCACACGGCAUCCCCUGUGUGUCUUUCAGUUGCUGAUCCCAAGGCAGACUUAAUCGAUCCUGCGCUCAAGGGAACUCUUAAUGUUCUUAAAUCAUGCGCGAAAGUUCCUUCCAUCAAGAAGGUAGUUCUGACUUCUUCAAUGGCUGCAGUUACAUACAAUGGAAAAUCAUUGAUUCCAGACGUUGUGGUUGAUGAGACUUGGUUUUCAGAUGCAGCUUUUUGUGAGAACUCCAAGCUUUGGUAUAUGCUAUCCAAAACAUUAGCUGAGGAGGCAGCUUGGAAGUUCGCAAAAGAGAAUGGGAUUGAUUUGGUUACAAUAAACCCAGGAUUUGUCAUUGGUCCUAUUUUGCAGCCAACCCCCAAUGCCAGCAUUGAGGUGAUGUUGAAGCUCACAACAGCUGAACCAUUGCGACCUUCUGUUAGAUAUGUUGACGUUCGAGAUGUUGAAUAAUUUGUAAGUGUUUAAGAUCUCACAUCAAGUAAGUGUUUAAUUUGUAAGUGUUUAAGAUCUCACAUCAAGAAAAUGUAUAAUUUGUAAAUGUUUAAGAUCUCACAUCAAGAAAAUGUAUGGGAACUUAAAGAAGUUUAUAAAAGCUUAUUCUUCAU